This is a messenger RNA of Zymoseptoria tritici IPO323, 1167 nucleotides long. RefSeq lists its product as uncharacterized. Bases 1 to 1167 code for a protein of 388 amino acids. The transcript has 2 exons. The record is from RefSeq and is a predicted model, not a curated record. NCBI's taxonomy places the organism in Eukaryota, Fungi, Ascomycota, Dothideomycetes, Mycosphaerellales, Mycosphaerellaceae.
AUGAAGUCCUUCGCCGCCGCAGCAGUUGCUGCCUCUAUCGUAGGCGUUGCGUCUGCAAGACAAUGUCAGAACCUCACCGUUCCUGUCGUGAUCACUGCCAGGAACGCCGUGUUCGACAAGGAGGCGUUGACUCCGAAGAACAACAUCGAUGUCACCAACAUCAUCUUGACGGGCACCCAACAAGGCCACAACGCGACGGCCGAAGCCCUCAAGGGUUACGCUGAUGUCUCGGGAACGUAUCACAUUGCCGCGACCUACUGCGAGCCAGAUUCAGGCACGCCCACGACGAUUCAGAUCUUGACCCACGGCAUUGGCUUCGACCGCAGCUACUGGGAUUUCUCGUACAACAACUACAACUACUCUUACAACGCUCGCGCUGUCGAUGAGCAUGGCUACGCGACCUUUGCCUACGAUCGCCUCGGAAUCGGGCAGUCUUCCAUCGGCGAGCCUGUCAACGAGAUCCAAGUGCAGCUCGAGAUCGCCGCCCUCAAGUCUCUGACUGAGGACAUCCGCAGCGGCUGCAUCGAGGGCGUCCCUGCCUUUCACAAGGUCCUGCACGCUGGCCACUCCUUCGGCUCCGUUCAGACCUACGCCCUGACCGCCAUGUACCCGGACAUCUCGGACGGCAUCGUCCUUACAGGCUUCUCCCAGAACGGCACCUUCCUCCCCUUCUUCCAGCUCGGCGGCAAUUUCGUCCAAGCCAACCUUAACUCCGCUCUGUCCAAGUACCCUGACGGCUACCUCGCGGCAGGCUCGCCAUCCGGCGUGCAGACCAAUUUCUUCUCUCCCGGGGACUUCGACCCCCUGCUUCUCCCAGUGGCAUUCAAGACCGGCCAACCUGUAACGGUCGGCGAGCUGCUCACCAUCGGAGGUGCCGCUGGAGCAGUCAACCAAUUCAAGGGACCCGUCCUCAUCAUCACCGGCGAGCGCGACGUGCCGUUCUGCGGUGGCGACUGCUACAAGCCCCCAACGGGCUUCAAGUCCAUCCCAGAGACCUCCAAGGCCAUGUUCCCGGCCACCAGCAAGUUCGAAGUUCAAAUCGUGCCAGGCGCUGGGCACGGACUGAACCUCGAGUACACCGCUCCGAUGACAUACUCUACCAUCGCGACCUUUUUGGCGCAGAACGGUCUGGCUCCCAGCUCGUCGAUGAGGACUCGUCGUGCUUAG